AUGCGUGUGGAUCGGGCAUAUGUAGAUACUUGCCCUUACAUCCCUUCCUCCCUGCUCUCGUCCCUUCCACCUCUAUCUCAUCCCUUCCUCCCCUCGCUCGUCCAUUCCACCCCUCUCUCAUCCCUUCCUGCCCUCUCACAUCCAUUCCCCACCUCUCGCACCCCUUCUUCCCCUCUCUCAUCCCUUCCUCCCCUUUCUCAUCCCUUCCUCCCCUCUCUCAUCCCUUCCUCGCCUCUCUCAUCGUUUCCUCCCACUCUCUCCUCCCUGCCUACCUUCUCCCUUCCCUGUUCUUCCUCUCUCCUCCCUGUCCCUCCUCUCUCUUGCUUGUCCUUCCAUUCUCCUCCCUUUCCUUCCUCUCUCCCCAAUAACUUUCCUCCCCCCCUGCGCCUACCUAUAUCCUCCCUAUCCUCCCUCUCCUGCCCCUGUUCUCCCUCUCCUGCCUCUUCCCCUAUAUCUCUCCUCCCUCUCCUGCCUCUCCUUCUACUCCUGACUCUUUCCUCUCUCUCUCUCUCUCUCUCUCUCUCCCAUCUUUCUUCUCCUUUCCAAAGCCCCUCAUCUGAUCAUUCUCCCUUGUCGCUCCUUCCAGGCAUGCACUCUACUGCCCCUCCCUCAGCCGCCGCUCCCUCAGCCGCCCCUCCCUCUGCUGCCCCACUCUCUGCUACGCCUCCCCUCUGCCGCCCCUCCCUCUUCUGCCCCCGACUCUGCUGCCCCGCUCCCUGA
Closterium sp. NIES-65 is the source of this 720-nucleotide messenger RNA. The record is from the annotation of a GenBank genome assembly. Lineage: Eukaryota; Viridiplantae; Streptophyta; Zygnematophyceae; Desmidiales; Closteriaceae.